CCGUCCCCGUGUCCCAUUAAAGCGACUGCAGCUCAUGCAAGGAUUCGUCCCUACGGCCACGGAUGGCAACAUGGCGACAGAGUUCCACAACCUGCAGGAGUUGAGGCACAGUGCAUCUCUUGCGAACAAAAUCUUCAUCCAGAGAGACUACAGUGAGGGAACCACCUGCAAGUUUCAAACCAAGUUUCCUUCUGAGCUGGAGAGCAGGAUUGAGUGGACACUGUUUGAGGACACUGUGAAGACGCUGAAUAACUACUACGCAGAGGCAGAAAAGAUCGGAGGACAGUCCUACCUGGAAGGGUGUCUGGCCUGCGCUACAGCCUAUCUUAUCUUUCUCUGCAUGGAGACGCGUUAUGAGAAGGUGUUAAAGAAGAUUGCCAAGUACAUUCAGGAGCAGAAUGAGAAGAUCUACGCUCCCAGAGGUCUGCUCAUCACAGAUCCCAUAGAAAGGGGAAUGCGUGUCAUAGAGAUUUGCAUUUAUGAAGAUCGGGGCUCCAGUGGCUCCAGCUCAGGCAGCAGCUCUGUGUCUGGCAGCACUGCCCGAUGACCGGGCUCUUCCCCUUGAUCACCUGGAGGAGAAUCCAGGGCAAAACUACCACUCCCCUCCCAACACUUAGCCCAUACACCCCUAAGCUACGCCUUCACAAAGGAUUCAUUAGCUUUUUUUGUGCUCCUGACCUGCCAUCACAUGCUUAAUUUGUUUAAACAUUUUCACAGUGAAUGUAUAAAACCUG
Monopterus albus (swamp eel) is the source of this 734-nucleotide messenger RNA. It is a transcript of the gene golga7ba, whose product is annotated as golgin A7 family, member Ba. The transcript is spliced from 5 exons. Gene Ontology annotation, biological process: peptidyl-L-cysteine S-palmitoylation; protein targeting to membrane. Gene Ontology annotation, cellular component: palmitoyltransferase complex. Lineage: Eukaryota; Metazoa; Chordata; Actinopteri; Synbranchiformes; Synbranchidae. Bases 35 to 547 code for a protein of 170 amino acids. The record is from RefSeq and is a predicted model, not a curated record.